AUGCUCUCCGCGUUCACAGCCCGCCCCAUCAUCGAGCUGCGGCUGCGGGACAAGUCAAAGAUCGAGUCCAUACUUGCCCAUGGUAGGUUGCCCCCUCCUUUCUUGAAUGAAUUGAGCGCUGACCGGGAAGGCGAUCGUAUUCUUGUUGGAUUGAACACCGGUGCGCUGCGCGUGUAUCGCCUGAACGACCUGCAUCCCUCGGACGACUCGAAGCCAAGCCCGAACGAACAAGUCGUCGCUAGUCCGCCACAGAAUGGCGAGAGGCCAACGUCGCGGUCGAAUCCUUCCCGGCCGACGGAUCUGCUGCGCGAAAUAGAAAAGUUCUCUACCAGGGGGGUCGAGCAGCUCGCCAUUAUCAAGGAAGCCAACACAAUCGUCUCGCUGUCCAAUUACCACGUCUCACUGCACCACCUGCACAACUACGAAUUGGUCGAGACUCUAUCUCGAACGAAGAACGCGACUUGCUUUGCCGUCACCUCGAACAUUGUCAAAGAUGCCGAGACGGGCAUUCCCGAAAUUAUCAGUCGACUGGUUGUCGCCGUCAAGAGGAGGAUCCUGCUAUGGUCAUGGCAUGAGAGUGAGCUGAGCGAGCAAGUCGCAGAGAUCAGUCUCUCGGAAACAAUCAGGUCCGUGACGUGGGCGAAUGCGACAAAGCUGCUCUGUGGCAUGAACGGGGGCUAUGUCAUGGUCGAUGUCAUAUCGCACGACGUUGAGGAGAUUAUGAGCCCCGGCACAAUGCAGGCAGGCAACCAGGGUAGUCGCUUUGGUGCCGUAGGUAGCGCUGGCAUGGGCUACAUGGGCUUGGGAGGAUACAUGCCGAAACCACUCGCCGCGCGACUCGCAGAAGGGGAGAUGCUACUCGCCAAGGAUAUCAAUACCCUAUUCGUGGACGACAAGGGCAAGCCAUUAGAUCGGAAACAGAUCCCUUGGCAGUCCGCGCCAGAGUCCAUCGGAUACUCCUACCCAUAUAUACUUGCUCUUCUGCAGCCCUCGAAAGGCUCGCUCGAAGUUCGCAACCCGGAGACAUUGACCUUGUUGCAGUCGAUUUCCCUGCCGGGCGCGUCUCAGCUUCACUUUGCGCCCCCGACGUCCAGUCUGGCCCAUGCAGGAAAGGGCUUCCACAUCUCCAGCGAUCGGUGUAUAUGGAAGAUGGAUACAACGGACUAUGACUCGCAAAUCCAAGAGCUGAUACGGAGCACACAAUAUGAUGAAGCUAUAAGUGUCCUAGGAAUGCUUGAGGAUGCCCUCCUGAAGAAUAAGACGGAAACGCUCCGCGAGGUCAAGAUGCUCAAGGCGGAAUCGUUAUUCAGACAGAAGAAAUUCCGGCAAUCGAUGGACCUCUUUAACGAAGACGACGUCCAUGCACCGCCGGAAAGGGUUUUGCGGCUGUUCCCACCGAGAAUCUCAGGGGAGCUGUCAGCAUACCCCGAUCAUGAGGAGGCCUCGCCGCAGCAGGACGAUACUCCAUCCAAAAAGACAAACGGAACCAGGUCAGAUAGCCCAGUGGGGUCGGCAGACCCAUCAUCACCACCAAACAUUGGUAGUUUCGCCAAGCUUUUUGGAGGUGGGCAUAAGAAGGCUUCUGACGCUGCCUCCAUCACAUCCAAGAAGGAGACCAAGGAAGAGCCCGAAGCAGACGACUCGUCGGCCAGUGCUAAAGACACAGAAAGCCAGGAUCCGCUUGUUCUUGAGGGCAAGGAUCUGACAAACGCCGUGCUAGAGCUGAACAGCUAUCUGGCGGGGACGCGCGCUCGUCUACAGCGCGUCAUUGACCCGAUCACAGGCCAGCUGAAGCCGCGAAGCGACAGCAACGGCAGUCUCGAAGAUGCUGCGGAGCGUUUCUUGCGGACGUCACCCACGGAUACAGAGAAGGAACUGGAAGAGACCUUGAGGAAGACAUUCCGCGUGGUCGACACGACGCUUUUCCGAGCGUACAUGUUCUCCCGACCGACUUUGGCAGGCUCGCUCUUCCGUAUUCCCAACUUCUGCGACCCUGAUGUGGUCAAUGAACGUCUUCUUGAGCAAAACCGCUACAUGGAGCUGAUCGACUUUUUCUACGGGAAGAAACUACACAAGGAGGCACUUGAGCUUCUGAAGAAAUUCGGCUCGGCGACGAAACCUGACCCAGCGGCCCCUACACUGCAUGGGCCCGAUAGAGCCAUACAAUACCUCCAGGGACUGUCGCCCGAGAACAUUGACCUGAUUCUCGAACAUGCCAAGUGGACACUCAAGGCAAACGCGGGCUACGCCAUGGAGAUCUUUGUGGGCGACACGGAGAAUGCGGAGACGCUACCGCGCGAGAGAGUACUGACCUUUCUCAAAGAGCAAGAUCCUCAACUGGAAGCUCAGUAUCUGGCGCACAUUAUCGAUGAACUUGGCGACGACACAACCGAGUUUCACAAUCGACUCGUCCAAUUAUAUGUGCGCAACUUGACGACCAUGGUGAAGGGUGAAGAGUGGGAUCGUACCAUGCACAAUUUCCUCAACUUCCUUCGCGAGUCGAAACAGUACAGUCUGAGCAAAGCAUUCAGUCUCAUACCCCGGGAUGACGCCAUCUUCUACGAGUCGCAAGCCGUUGUGUUGAGCAACAUGGGUCAACAUAAACAAGCUUUAGAAAUCUUUGUCUUCAAGCUGAAGGAUUAUGCGAAAGCGGAAGAUUACUGCAAUCGUGUGCUUUUGUCGCAGGAUACGCCCACAAGCGUCGAGGAUCCCGACGACAGUGCCCCUUCCAUCUACCACACCCUCUUGUCGUUGUACUUGCAACCGCCAUCAUCCCACAAGCCAGAUUUGCCGCCAGCUCUCGAUCUCCUCUCCAAGCAUGGCUCUCGCUUGCCAGCGACCUCCACGCUCAGCCUGAUCCCAGACGACAUCCCCGUCGGCGAUCUCGAGGCCUACUUCCGUGGACGCAUACGGGCAGUCAACAGUCUUGUGAACCAGACCCGCGUUGUUGCUGGCCUGCGCAAGUCCGAGGGCAUCUCCGUGGCAGCGCGACUGCAUCUGGGCGACGAUCAAGAAGGAGGCCAAGGUGGACGGAACAGGCAUGUGACGAUCACGGAUGAGAGACAUUGCGUGGUGUGCCACAAGAAACUCGGCGGCGGCAUGAGGAUGGGCGGUACGGUCGUUGCGGUGCUGCCGGACAAUACAGUCGUCCAUUAUAGUUGCCUGAGUCGAGUGCCUGGCCAGCGCCCAGAGAGCUCGAGAGCACCGAGCUGGGGUCGUGGGUUCUGA
Messenger RNA from Emericellopsis cladophorae, 3228 nucleotides. RefSeq names its product Vacuolar morphogenesis protein-like protein. The record is from RefSeq and is a predicted model, not a curated record. Gene Ontology annotation, molecular function: protein binding. Gene Ontology annotation, biological process: intracellular protein transport; autophagy; vesicle-mediated transport. Gene Ontology annotation, cellular component: cytoplasm; fungal-type vacuole membrane. The coding region runs from base 1 to 3228 and encodes 1075 amino acids. Lineage: Eukaryota; Fungi; Ascomycota; Sordariomycetes; Hypocreales; Bionectriaceae. The transcript is spliced from 3 exons.